CCAGCUUCUGGGGAGACAGUUCAUUGAUACCAGCUAGAUCAGCAAGGGAAUUUGUUUGAUGUGCUUAAGAGAUUGGUAACAAUAGCUUCUAACGUGACUGUGUUGCGAGGUGACAGUGUUUCCUUGGAGACAGUGAAUCUAUACAGCCCCAGCCAGGAUCCUUGCAGGUUACCUCUCUGCAGAGGAUGUAGAACUACCUCUCUAUGCAGGGGCAAAGAUGGGAAGAUAAUCUUUGACUGUAGACAAGUAGCCUUAUGCAAGAUGCGAGGAUUUUAUGCAACAGCAAGACAUGUCUGAAAGUUCCUCAGGUCUGACUAGAAGCAAUCAAAAAUUCUGUGAAUCCUGUGCAUCCUGCUGCUCCUUCCUAAGCAAUACUCAUGGUGUUCCACCAGUUUUAGCACAAAACAGAGGAUUCAUCAGGCAGAACUCUGAUUCUGGAUUACCUUUCCCACUUCCUUCUGAUUCCUUCAAAUAUCUUGGCUGGUGUGACAUAGAAAAACAUGAUGUUCGAGGGAAUCAUCUUCAUUGUCCCCGAGUGAGAGAAGGGCCUUCAGAAGAAGAGCUAUUUUUCAGAGGAGAAGAACAUACUUUGAAAAAAAGAAAACAAGUAACUGAUACAGAGAAGUGGCAAAAGAAACUACAAGAGAACUGGGAAAACUGUGCUGAGUUGAACCUUUCAUUUCAGGAUCUAGGAGAUCUUUACCAGAUGGAAAACUUCAAAAGAAUUCUUCAAAGAUUAAUUCGGGUGGAAAAACUUUGGUUGAUGGACAAUUCUUUGACAGACCUAAGUGCCAUAAGGUUGCCAAGAUGCAGAGAACUAAAUGUCAAUAAAAACCACUUUACAUCCUUCAAACAGCUGCCAAAGAUACCUCAGAUUCAGCACUUAUCACUUGCUGAAAAUAACAUUAUGACACUAAGUGGAAUAUCAGACUUCAGACAUUCUCCACUUGAAUCACUUAUACUCAAGAGGAAUCCCUGUGAGUUUCAAGAAAGAUACAGACAACUUGUAUUUUCCAGUUUGCCAAAUCUGAAAAUGCUGGACGGUAUCCCAAAACUGCCAGAAGACUGUUCGCCCCCAGACAUCAGAGUUUUUUUCAAAGUAUGUACUAUACUCUAGCACUGUAUUUUUGUAGGAUCGCAGCUGUGCUAGAAUCACCUUACAAUACAAUAAAUCCUGUGUCUGGAAGUUACUAUUUUUUUCUGAACAAAGAAAUACUGAAGCAGAAAGAUAAUUUUUUUGAAUGUGUUUGUCAUACUACAGUCUUCACGUAAGUAUGGAUAAAUGGCAUGUAAAUAAGACAUAAUGUGUGUACUGAGUAUCAUGAAUUUGGUGUAUUAAAAAUAUUGGGUGACUUUCUUGUCUAGAAACUCUAUGUAGACAACACUGGCAAUUAUUACUCCUGCUACAUUUACUUAAAACAUGUCCCAAGAUCAAACCAUAUGUCCAUUGUGGAAGAUGGUACAAGGAUUAGUACCCAGUCUGCAAAGAAAAGGGGGGAAAAAACUGAGUGAAUGAACAAAGCAUAUAUUUUUCUUCUUUAUGUCCCACCAAUGCUCUAUAAUGCACUUUCAUAGAUAGGAAAAGCAGAGCCACAGCAAUCAUUUUGCCCCUUGGAAAUAAAAAAAAAGACAAGAACUCUUUGCUUGGGAGUUUGGUACAGCUAAGGAGCACUGGGAGGUAAAUAAUGAAAAAGGAAAGAAAUCUUUUCACUCAUGCUGGCAUUGUUUAGGAAUGUCUUGUUGUUUAACAGAGAUUCCUCAAACCAAAGUCACAGUGGGGGAAAAUAGCUGUGGAAGCUGACGAGGGAUUUGUAAGGGCCCCCAGGAGUUGAAUGCAAUUGUCUUUGAGAGGUGUUUGUCCUUGCCUUUCAUUCAUUUGCUGUUCAAUUUUAGCUUUUUUUUUUUUCCCAGACAGAUCAUGCUGGCACACAAAUAGCUGUGCCACUAGUGGUUCAGGAAAAGAAUGACAGUCUGGAAAAUGAAGACAAUUAACAGAAUUGCCUAAUUCCAGAGACAGUCAAUAAAUUCUCUGCUGUGUAUUGGCUGCAGGCUCAGUUUGCUUCAGUUAGAUGGGGAGGAGUAAUGACUGCUCAGCCUUGUAGAGCUCUGCAGUGCUGUGGCUUAACUGCAGAAAGGUCACAGCAGCUCAGUAUAAUGUCUGUAUGGGACCAGGGCAAGAGAAAAGAGCAGCUUGAAAAGUUUCCAGGCUCUCCUUUCAGACUAUUCUUACCUUUCCCGCAGCAGUCAAAACAGUUAAUCGAAAUAUUACAUGAACUAGAUCACAAGAUUUUGAGUGUAUAACAGUAUCUAGCUCAGAGUAUUUGCUACAUCUGUGAAAGACAAAAGACAAUGGACCACUGCAAACUGGUGUUAGGCUGACACUCAGGAAAUAUUGUUGCAAUUCAUAGAAGCAAACUACUUCCUUCCCAGCAUUUACACGCUCACAGGGUUCGAUAACUAGAUCCAGUCAGUUUAGUCCAGCCAGAACAGACCAUACUGUUGCAAACCCCUCCGUAAAAAUACUACCAAAUCAAGAUGGUACAGUUCAACAACACACAGCAACAAGCUUUUACAGAUUUGGAAGAGAGAUUGAUGUGGUUUACACAGAAAGAGCAAGGCAACCAGAGCUUUGAAAUCAACAUAAAAUAUGCACUGUUGUGUUUAGUAAUAGAAAGGGUAAAAAAAAAAAAAAAAUGGAAUAUAUUCUUUUGACUGAGGACAAAUGUGAGAAAACACCGUGUCCCCUGAGGAAAGAGCACCUGAAGGACCACCCUUACUGACCCAGCCAGAGACAGACUGUAGGGCACAGCUGAAUCCUGACUGCUGUGAGGCUGUGUGUCUGGAGACGGGAAAGGAAAAUAGUCUUUUCCCAAGGUAACAGACAUCAGGGAGCAUUCAAAUAAGGAAAGUUCACAUCACAACAAAAAGCACUCAAGGACUAGUCUCUCUUCCCAGAAAUCAGCAUUGGAAAGUGAGAGCUAGGAAAUUACCCCAGUCCCAUGGGCAGACGUUUCAGUUACAAGCUCCUAAUGAAGCUAUCACCCACUUCUUGCACGUGUAAUUAGGAGAUGGUCAAGUCUUUCCUGGGAACAGGCUUUCAGGCUUUGCUCUUUAGACCUGAGUGCUGGGUCAGUUACAAGAAAGAGGCACAGGCGGUGAUUUAUUCUUUCCGGACAGGAAGUUGGUUCUACUCUCAUAAUUUUUCCUUUCAUUAUUUUUAUGGUCUGGCUUUGGUAUCCCAGAGAAAUACGAGACAAUAUCUGGGGAGCCUUGCUGAUUUUAUUUAAAGUGCAUCCAGGAGCAAGAAUGUACUGGUAAUGUUUGAAACACUUUGUCACAAUGAGCUUUAAAUGAGAUGUUCGCUAUCAACAAUGUCACAUGGGAAACUGGGAAAAAAGAGCAAUUAGGUUCCAGCUGGUUGACUGGACAACAGCCAUAAGACCAAAGAAGCACGCUGGAUGCAUUUCAACAUUACUGGUCAACUAGAAACCCUGGCAGCAGGAACCUUUUGGAACUGGCCUCAAGUUCAUGCCAAACCAGGGAUAAUUUAAUAUACAUUUUGGGUUCUAAAUUAGAUUAUUACUAUCUAACUUGCUUUUCCUGCCAAACUUACGCUUACCUUCACUCAAGAAGAAAUGGGCCUGCAGCGAAUUACUCUGGAGUUUUACUGCCUUACUUUUCCACAGUUAUGUUACGGUGUGUUUUAAUCUAAAUCCAAUCUAUGACUUCAAGAAAAUGUGGAAGGAAAGGAACAAAAGUAGAGCCUUUAUUUUGCCAGAGCUUCAGAGAUUUCAUCUGUUGUGACUGCACUCUGAAAUCUAAAAUAAUAGGUACCACCUGUAAGCUCAGUAUUGUGAAGUCAAUUUCCAAUUUUUCACAAGUAUUCCUUCAAAAAUGACAUUUCAUGAGAAUUUAGCAAAGUGUUCUCGAAGUCUUGCCUAGCAUCGUGCGGCUGGGCUGUCAGAGCUCAGAACUGAGUUCCCAAGUCUUAUUUUAACUGUUUCUUCAUUUCUCAGUAUGUCUAAACCUCUCAAUAGAAAAUAGAAGGUGAGAAAUAUCAAAUCUAAAGACAGAUUCCUUAAAUGAACAGGGAGAAAACUUUUCAUUUAAUCCAUUGAUUACAAUCCCCAAAAUUCCAGAGCAGGGUUUAAAAAAAUCUGUAUUACAGUAAAUGGGUCAUGGGAGCAAAGGAAUUUGUAGCAGAAAGAAAUCAACUACUGAUGGCAUUUCAAGGAUGACUUUUUUCAUAUACACAUUAACAUUGCAGUACACAAAGCACAAACGCCCUGUGUUCAUCUUGGUCCAAAUUACUUAAAUCACUCAAGAAAUAAAGACUUUGAGACAAUAUUGUUCUCCAGGACUGUGUAUUGCAGCUCUGGUAUUAGAUGUGAAUACAGUGAAGAGGAAAGCAUUGGCUUUCCUAGCAAAAGAAGACCUUGCAAAAAUAUCUUCUUUUAGUUCUUUACACUGUGCUUUGGAAACUAGGAGAGUGCAUCAGAGGCAAAUCAGAACUGAUCAGUUAAGCUUGUAAUUGAUCAUUACAAAUGUUUACGCAAAUGGCUCAGGCCUAAACUUAUACAGCUACAAGGAGUAAAUAACUUGUCAGUGAUUCCCUAGAGCUUAGCCUGGUAGUGCUGGAGCACCGAAUGGUUGUACGGAGAUCAAGUGACUUCCUGAGGUCCUUGUCAACUCUCAGGUCACUGUAUUUGUAUCAAAUUUUCAUGGCACACACUUGGCAAUAUGCUGUGGGAAAGGAUCUGGGUGAUGCGGUAGCUCACGGCACUGGCUGCAUCAUGAGCCAUGAACAGCUGGCACAGAGCGCUGUGCUCCGACAGUUUGCUGGCACCCGACUGCACGGCAGGCUCAGCUUUGGCUGCUGCUGAAGACAGUCUUGCUCUUCUUCCAUGGACCAACUUGCAGGUUCCCAUGGCCAGGAAGGGGAUUAGUUUUCUUUCGUCUACCCUGGCUCCUGUUUGUGGUACUUGUGUAUUAGUGGCCAGGACAGCAGUGCUUCCAGGACUUGUUUAUUCCCUCACUGAACACAAGUGACUGACUUGACCAAAGUCCUUCCCACACUUAAUUCAACCUCAAAACUUCCAGUGACUUCAAAUCUGCAGAAGCACAGCUUUAUUCUUCCAUGUGGGAGCAGAGAAGGAAAGCAACUACCUACAAAUCGGUGAUCAGGUUACCAAAAAGGGCACUAUAAGGCUGUUAACCUUUGAGAAGCAGAACACCGUCUCCUUCCCCUGGAGAAUGUCUUUCUGAAGAUCAGAGUAUAUUCAUUGGUUUUACCGUUUCCUUCCUGACUGAUUAAAAUCAAAUACUUUCUGGUAUAUGUAAGGCAACUUUUGAUCACUGCCAUUUAAGUUUUGCUGUUCAAUAAAGAGCAUUCAGCAUUUUUUAUUAUUUCCUUGCUAUCAGCACCCAAAGAAGAAAUAAAUUUAGUUAAUAUACUGACUGAUGCUUUUAUCUAUUUGGAUACAUGUGUAAGACACACAGAGGCACGUUGGCAAGGAAGCAUGAGUGGAAAUAAGCUAUUAAGAUGUCCCAGAGCAUUCAUUUUUCAUUUGUAAUCUACCAUCCAAGAUACAUUUGCUUUGGAAUUGCCAGGUACCAUGCUACAUAAUGUAACUGAAAGCACUGAAGAUAAGGAAAGAAAGCCAUUGACAACGUGUGCUUUGGAUAAAAGCAUCUAUAAAAAUAAAUGUAACGACCGUAACAGGGACAAGACAAGCAUGAACAGUAACAAAUUGGGAAUUACCAGAAAGUUCUUGAAUACUCAAACUAUAGGAAAUGGAGCAGUCAGCCUCGGGGAGUGAAAUCCAAGCCAUUUUUUUUUCCUUUUUCUUGCUGAUCAUUUUAUUUUUACUAUGUGUUAACGUAUUUCCCAUUCCUAAUCUGCAUUCAGACAGACCAUUUUCUUUCUAAUAGAUUGCCAUAAUUUCUCUUUAUGACUUGGGCACCGAACCAGUUUAAGGAUGCUCCUAUUAAGAAGCAUUGAUGAUUAAGUCAGAAAUUUCUUUGAUGCAAUUUUAAUUUUCUGUGUAAAAUGUACAAGUUCCGUUUUUCUGAGCUCAAGGAAGAUCAAACUAAACUGCGUCUGUACUCAGGGCUCCAAGCCCUUUCUCAGUUAAUGUUUAGCUCUUACCUUUUCUCAGCAUUGCUCCUCUUUGAGCUUUACUCUCCUAGGUUUUAUCUUGCUGCUUUUCUUAUGU
Cuculus canorus (common cuckoo) is the source of this 6215-nucleotide messenger RNA. RefSeq names its product protein tilB homolog. The transcript is spliced from 7 exons. Lineage: Eukaryota; Metazoa; Chordata; Aves; Cuculiformes; Cuculidae. Bases 275 to 1117 code for a protein of 280 amino acids. The record is from RefSeq and is a predicted model, not a curated record.